AUGAUUGGAGGGGAAGGGAAGAAAGCUAAGUUGGACUUGGACAUGUUUGGCGCAGGGCAGCUGGUAUCCUCUCUCCUUCCUGCAGUUUUCCAUUCACCUGCAGCUCAUUUUUUUCCUGCCUUCCCAGCCAGACUGGGCUCUCAACCUCAGUUCCUGAUCCCAGGGCCUUUUAUCAGCUACGAAUCCCUGAGGAAUUAUCUGCAGCCAGAGCUCUGCAAGGAAGCUUUGCUCCUGGCCACACAGGCGGUUGGGAUUGGGCCACUCACAGAGAGCAUAGAUGAACAGAGGCCAGUGAAGCAGCGUCGUGCACGGGCCAACUACAGCAGCUGGCAGCUGGAGGAGCUGGAGAAGGCAUUCGAGACCACCCACUACCCGGACAUCUUCAUGAGGGAAGCCCUGGCCCUCAGACUGGACCUUAUUGAGGCCAGAGUCCAGGUUUGGUUUCAAAACCGCCGUGCAAAAAUGAGACGGCAACUGAAACUCCAGGGCCAGUGUCCAGGGCCUUAUGUGAAAAGGGACAAUGAUGAAACAUCUGCGAAAGCGAGCAAGAGUUUAAAACACACAGAGAGAUCGGACGGUGAGCACUGGGAGAAACAACAGGAAGCUGAAGGUUAUCCAUGGACAACCCAGAAGUUGGGGAAGUGGGAGAGGCCGGAGGGGCCGAGCUCAGAGGAGCUCCGCUCCUGCAGCAUUGCUAAGCUGCGGGCCAAAGCCAGAGAGCACGAGGCUGAGAUCCACGGCAAUGUAAGCAUGUCAGGAGGCACCAAACAGUCACAAACACAGGAAACUGAUGCCACGCACAAUGACUGA
Messenger RNA from Pelmatolapia mariae (spotted tilapia), 810 nucleotides. RefSeq names its product visual system homeobox 2. Bases 1 to 810 code for a protein of 269 amino acids. Gene Ontology annotation, molecular function: sequence-specific double-stranded DNA binding; DNA-binding transcription factor activity, RNA polymerase II-specific. Lineage: Eukaryota; Metazoa; Chordata; Actinopteri; Cichliformes; Cichlidae. The record is from RefSeq and is a predicted model, not a curated record. Gene Ontology annotation, biological process: regulation of DNA-templated transcription. The transcript is spliced from 4 exons.